Messenger RNA from Haliaeetus leucocephalus (bald eagle), 1762 nucleotides. RefSeq names its product activating transcription factor 4 (gene ATF4). Gene Ontology annotation, molecular function: DNA-binding transcription activator activity, RNA polymerase II-specific; RNA polymerase II transcription regulatory region sequence-specific DNA binding. The transcript is spliced from 3 exons. Gene Ontology annotation, cellular component: ATF4-CREB1 transcription factor complex; ATF1-ATF4 transcription factor complex; nucleus. The coding region runs from base 607 to 1671 and encodes 354 amino acids. Lineage: Eukaryota; Metazoa; Chordata; Aves; Accipitriformes; Accipitridae. The record is from RefSeq and is a predicted model, not a curated record. Gene Ontology annotation, biological process: regulation of transcription by RNA polymerase II.
GAGCGUCCUCAGCUGCUCCGGUCAUGUGACGCGCUCCUCGCCUGGCGGGGAGGUGGCUGACGCGGAUGUACACCAUAUAGUCCCCUUCCUCCUCUGCUUCGUCGUGGCGUGGUGGCUUUUGUCGGCGGCUCCUGCGUUUGACCCCUCGCAGAAUGGCAGGAGAGAAGCCCAGAAAGAUAGGCGGCAGGCCGGCGGGCGCUGCCGAGAGGCAGGUGACUCUUGGCGGAAGGACACCUCAUGGCCGGAUCUUUUUUGGCUUAAGUCUGAUCCUAUAUAAAGCGCCGCGCGGGCGGUGCCACCUCAUUGUGUGGCUGUUGCUGACAGGAGAGGGGUGCUGGUGUGUGUACGCGCAGCCCUUUCCCGCGCGGUGCGGACCGGAGCAGCCUCCCCUCCCCUGGCCGCCAUGGCUCUUUAAGGGCGGCAGGGCCAGCGGCGGCAUCGGCCAGUGCAGCAGGCGCAGCAGCAGCGGCGGCGGCCUCAGCACAUCCCCGGCAUCUGCAACCAUGGCGUUUUUCAAGGCACCGCACAGCAGCAUUGCUGUAGUCGACAAAAAGACCGUCUACUUGUCUGCAUCUUUUGACAUCAAAGCAUUAAAAACUGACGAAGAUGAGCCUCUUGAACAACGAGAUGCUGUUGGGGGAUUCAUUAUCCCCCUUCAGCCAGCCGUGUUCGGUGGCUGAGGAAAGUCUGGGACUCCUAGAUGACUACCUGGAGGUGGCCGAGCCCCUCAGUUCGCAUGGGUUCUCCAGCGACAAGGCUAAGGCAGUCUCCUCCAAUUGGCUUGCUGUGGACAGUUUAGGCAACACCAUAGAUAGCCAGGAGGAUGCCUUCUCUGGCAUGGAGUGGAUGGUGGAGAAGAUGGAUCUGAAGGAAUUUGAUUUUGAUGCCCUGUUAGGUAUGGAACAUCUGGAAGCCACCGUCUCACCAGACGAGCUGAUGGCCACGUUGGAAGACACGUGUGAUCUCCUAUUUAACCCUACCAUCCAGGAAUUUCACAACAAAGAACCUCCACUGAUAACUGACCUAAUCACCCAUCUCCCUGAAUCUCCAAUUGGAGCAGACCCAAUGGCCCCAUUGGCUUCCCUUUGGUCUUUUCCCCUCUCCCCAGGGUCUCUAACUUCCACUCCAGACCAUUCGUUUAGUUUAGAACUAGGUAGUGAAGUGGAUGUUCUGGAAGGAGAAAGAAAACAGGAGGGCCCCACCUUUGUGGUAGUGAUCACCAAGUCCGAGAAAGAGGAGGAGAACCAUUCCGAUGAUAGCGGAAUAUGCAUGAGCCCAGACUCCUACCUGGGAACGCCCCAGCAUAGUCCUACCAAUUCAGUUGGAUCCCCCAAUGACAACCAGUUCCCUACAGAUGCCACCUGUGGCUCUGUGCGGUCCAAACCCUAUGAUCAUCCUGCAGAGAAGGUAGUGUCAGCAAAGGUGAAGGGAGAGAAGAAAAUAGAUAAGAAAUUGAAAAAGAUGGAGCAGAAUAAGACAGCUGCCACCCGUUACCGGCAGAAGAAGAGGGCAGAACAGGAGGCACUGUCUGGGGAGUGCAGAGAGUUGGAGCAGAAGAAUCAGGCCCUGAAGGAGAAAGCAGAUUCCCUUAGUAAGGAAAUUCAGUACUUAAAAGAUCUGAUUGAAGAGGUCCGCAAGGCCAAGGGCAAAAGAGCUAGAGCCCCUGAGUAGGGUAGUCAGCAGUUUUUAUGUGCAUGUAUAUAAGCUUGCUGCUAAAGCGAUGUAUUGCUGUCUAAUAAAUUAUUUUAUAGUAAACUUGCAA